AUGUCUUCCACAUCUUCUAGUGAUUGCGAUAACUGUGAUUGUUGUCAAUGCGCAUUCCCGCUUGACGAUAAUCAUAAUAGCUAUACUUGUCAGUAUGGCAAGUCUUCCAAGACCAGUCGACACGUCCCCAUCUAUUCCACGAUGGCACACCCUCUUAUUUAUUACGCUGAAGUUCCACGGCCUCAAAACAGGAGGCAGACAAAAGAACAACCGAGGAAAGAUAAUCGAAAUUGUUUUGUAAAAGCUUUUAAAUGGUACACACAGGAACGUGAACCAUACGGUAAAUGUGAUGUGUGUCCUGAACGAAGUGGCUUCGCAAAUUGGUUGGACAACAAAUACGUUGAGUAUCUUCGUGAGAGCAGACAGCUUCACCCUUGCGAACUAAAGCCCCAACCGACCAUGACUAUUGAACCGUGCCCUGCUCCCUGCAUAUCCCCUUUCGAACCGUGUACGACUAGAAAAUUUGCACGAAUUAGAAGCCCAUGGAGAAAACGAAGACGUCCAUGCAAUGAUUCAGGAGAUGUGCCUGAAAAGGGUGCUAAUCAAAGCUGUGAAUUUAUUCUCCAACCGAAAGAUUUAACCCGCGCAGCGUCAGACAACUGCUAUCAUACUCCAACAUCUGGUUGCAUAAAAUCUAACGCUACAUCAAUAACGUCCAAUACUCCUUGCAACCUGAGAUGUUCCGGGAGAUCACACAGCCUGAGCAGUGUUUGUCGCGAGAGGAGUGUUCCUAAAUAUAUCGACACGAUUCCUGACACCGUGCAAGAGGGUCCAAAGCUCCAAGAGUGUCCAAAAAUCCAAGAGUGUCCAAAAAUCCAGGAAUCUCCUAUAAAGCCACAGGAAACACCCAAGUCCCCAAGUUGUAUGUGCCAUCAGGAACAAAUAGUGCAAGUGCCAUCGAAGUCCCGAGCCGUGGAUGUGUCGUGCCAAUGUCCUGAAGAGAAGGUUAUUCCAGUUACUGUGGAAACUCAGUACGAAACUAUUAUACGUGAACCUUCAAGCUGUACUGACAUGUUUGCACCAUGCUUCUGCACCAAGGAUACUGGAUACCCACCAUUGCCGGUUAAGCAACUGAGCAAGAAAUCUUCAAAAACUUCAAUUGCUUCGAAAAAGGGUGCUUCGGGGCAUGGUAAUCGGUCCAAGAAACCAAAGAAAUCAAAACGAUCUACCGUGUCGUGUCAAUGUCCACAGGAAACAGUUGAAGCUCCGUCCCCGUGCCCGCCUAACCCGUGUGCAUGUCGCAAUGUUUGUGCUCCCAUCGGGGAUGUUAAAGAAGUUAGCCAAGUGUUUGGUCCAAAGCCUAUACGACGCCAAUCCUACUCUACUGUUGCUGUAAAUGAGGAUUCUUGCGAAUGCGCAGUAAAAGACGUAGCGAUAGUGAGUAUGGUGACGCGCUCCCUCGCGAGCGACGCCGUGCAAACAUCCGACCAUGCCAUAUGCUUCGAAAAAUGUGGGCCCUGUCCACCUCCGCUGUUUUUGAAAAUACUUUGUGCAGACAGAGCGAACAACGAAUGCUUUUAAGAUAAAUUUACAAAUGUAUUGUACCAUUUUUGUCAAGUCAUAAAAUAUUACUGUUCUUUUAACCACAUAAA
Helicoverpa zea (corn earworm) is the source of this 1592-nucleotide messenger RNA. RefSeq lists its product as uncharacterized. Lineage: Eukaryota; Metazoa; Arthropoda; Insecta; Lepidoptera; Noctuidae. The transcript has 10 exons. The record is from RefSeq and is a predicted model, not a curated record. The coding region runs from base 1 to 1521 and encodes 506 amino acids.